UACCUUUGUCGCGAGCCGGUCCUCCACAACGUUGUUCGCGAGGUCGCGCUUGGGCUCCAAGAGGGCUGAGCGCGUGUCCUUCGGAGUCUGAGUGGCCGGAAGGAGGGCGGUGGAGGGCCUCCGGGUGGAGGACACCGGGCUCCCCAGCUAUACGGUCGCGCGCGUGUUCCCGGGCCUCGGGGUGGACUAGAGCUGUGGACCCCCGGCCCCUAGUGCGUUCGUCGCGCCAUUUUCCCACGGUCGUCACUUGCGCCGGCGGGGAGGAAGUCACCAUGGAGCCUAAGGGCAGAGGGUCACUUUCUGAGAAUUCAGACCUUCCCCAUGCUGGAAACCCAAAAGAAAAUGGCCUGACCUCUGUGCUGCUGACCCCUGCAUACCAGGAGUCGAUGAUCAGGGAUAUGGCUGAGGCUCUCACCCAGUGGGGGCAGCUGAACACUCCUCAAGGAGAUGUGCCUGAGAAGCAUAGGAAUCUGGUCUUGCUGGGGCUUCCAAUUUCCAAGCCUGAUGUAAUCUCUCAGUUAGAGUGUGGGGAGGAGCUGGAGAGAGAAGUCUCAAAAGCAACUAGUCCAGGUGAGUGA
Lagenorhynchus albirostris (white-beaked dolphin) is the source of this 578-nucleotide messenger RNA. It is a transcript of the gene ZNF892, whose product is annotated as zinc finger protein 892. NCBI's taxonomy places the organism in Eukaryota, Metazoa, Chordata, Mammalia, Artiodactyla, Delphinidae. The transcript has 4 exons. Gene Ontology annotation, biological process: regulation of DNA-templated transcription. Bases 273 to 578 code for a protein of 101 amino acids. The record is from RefSeq and is a predicted model, not a curated record.